UCGCCAAAAACGUCUUACCGAUGUUUAAGCGCUAAUUAAAGUAAUGCGUAGUAUAUCUCCUUCAAGGAAUUUGGUUUAUGCGUGGAGCGUUUCCCAUCCGUUUGUUACCACAACACAAUGACUGUAUCAAACGCAUUGCUGCUCACUACCCGAUGACUAGAUUAGGUGAAUGAGGUUAGUGUCAUCAGUCUAGAGAUGUUAAAUUGUAGCUACACAGUAGUGUAGGAGGUUGGCCAGUUUGUUUGUGGUUUCGGUAUCAUUGCAUUUUGUGUAGAUAACUAAUUAGGUAGCUACAUCCGCUUCUUUCCUGCUGCUUGCUAACUAUGGGCAUACACAUCUACAAUAAUACACGCAUAAAGCCACGCAUAGGUUUCGUAGUUUCGCUCUCUAGAGAAAGACGUAAGUCAUGAAUUAGUCAACAAAAGGAUAGACAGAGAGAUAUGCACAUCCUUUCUAGUCACGUGAACGGCACCCCACCUCAUUAUCUACUAGGUACGCCGCAUAGGCGUCAGCAUUCACACCGGCUUCUCAUUUGUCUUCUUCUCUUCUGGUAUGGAGGAUGUCGACCGCGCCCGUUUGCUCCGGCAUCGCGUCUACUUCGUCAAGAACGUCGACGCGCGUCGUCUGUACACUUCUCUGCAGCAGGAGGACGUUCUAACGAGCGACGACUGCGAGAUCAUCGAACGUGAGGGCCGCACGUUCAAGGAGCGCGCUGAGAUGCUGUUGGACACUCUCACGCGUAAGGGUCCGCGAGCUUUCUCGUCGCUCUGUCGCGCACUGAGGCCGACCUAUCGAUUUGUGUUGAACAAUCUCGGACUGUCUGCAGACGAGCUGCGCGCUCUCGACGUGGAAAACGAAGAUGGCUACUAUACACUUCGAAGAUCCAACAGCGAAGAUCGUCUUCCCUCAACUCUAUCUCCCACAAACGACUUUGCCGACUUCAGCAUGCGUUGUGCAGCUGGCCGACUACAAGAGCAAAUAGAAAUGGUGGAAUUUGUUCGCGUAGAGAGAGACCAACUGUUGUCCCAGCUCGCCGAACGAGAACAAGAUCUAGUCGAGUUGAAUCAAGCGAGGACAUGUUUAAUGAAAUUUGAACAGUCGGGUAAACAACUACAACAAGAGAGAGACGUCGCUCUAGAGCAAUUGGCUCAGUUGAAAGGCCAAUACGAUAUAAUCUACAGUCAAUAUCAGGAAGCUAAAGACAGCAACCACAAGCUGAAGGAAGAUCUUCAUUCGCAGUCGGGCGGCGUCGAGACAAGCGUAUUGAAGCGUCUCUGCUCGGAGACAUCGGCAAAGUUCGAAAUCGAGAAAGCCAAUCACAUGGACACGAAGUUUGAGUUGAACGAGCUGCGUGCCAAACAUGAACGCGUAUGCAGAGAGCUGGAGCAACUGCAAGAAAUGAAGGACAACAUGACAACCGACAUUGAGGAACUACGAGGCAGUCUUCGUAAGUCAGAGGCCGAGAAUCGAUUUCAGAGGACGACAAAGUCGUUGAAAGGCGGGUUCGACAGUUUGACGUUAAGCAGGACGCCGUCGUCGAAACAUUUGGCUUCGAAGCUACAGCAGCAGGUAGCAUUGCUCAAGUGGCAAAACCAUCAGUACCAAGUGCAGCUUGAAGAAGCAAACGUGGAGAGUGUGAGAGUGAACGAACAAUACAAUGUUGCUCGCCACGAGCACCAGCAAACGAGAGAUGAACUCGACUCUAAAAUCCAAGAGCUAUUCAAAGCUCGUCAUGAUCACAACUUCGUCGUUGAACAAUUGAAAAACCUCAACACAGACCGAGAGGAACUAUGCGGCCACUUGCAGGAAUUAGAACUCGCGUGGCAAGAUGCAAAACAACAAUGUCAAGAUCUUUACGAAGAAUGCGGCUCUAUCACUGUGCACUUGAAGACGGCAGAACAGGAACUCGAGCGGCUGCGUGUCGAUUUUGAACGAGCCAAUCGGGACUUAGCGUACGAGCGCGGCGCACGGCUGGAAGCCGUUCGUGAAGGCAUGAGUCACCAGAGCAACAUUGACCAAAAGUAUCGGCAGAAGAACGAACUGAAAUCGAAGCUGAGGUCACAGCAGAGGAUAAACCAUCGACUUCAGAGAGACAAAAGUGGAUUGCAGAGUGUUGUGCAUCGGACUCAGAAUCGAUUGGAUAAAGCGAGAGAGAAGAUGAGUAUGUGUGUUGAUCGGCAACAGGAUAGUGCGGACAUGGGAGAGUCGUGUAAAACGAAUCGGUGGAAAGUCGAGCCGUCGAUCGUGAGGGUUACGGUGAAUGGUGCAGUGUUGCCUGGUGUCAACUUGCAGUGGGCUUUAGUCGUAACGACUAUUGGUGAGAAUAGUCCGGUGGUCGGCAGUCUCGCAAUAGGAGACAGAAUCGUGAAGGUAAACGAUAAAUGCGUGAGCGAGCUACCUAUCGGGUCUAUAGAAAAAGGACUUCUUGUUGGUCAUUCAAGAAUCAGUCAGCUUAUACUAUCAGUCGAGCAGCCGACUCUCCCCGGAUGUGAUGAGGCAUUGGCUAUCCUUCAAGAGCCGUCGUUAAUUAGCGACGACUCGUUGAGAAACUCCGAUCACAGCCUGACUCCGAGUUUGAGUGCCGAGAAUCAUCAUGGCACGGGAUUGACGACCCUGUCGUCGUGUUCACCGUUUCAGGACACGUUGCCGAACAGAUGCUCAUUGGCCAGUUCGUUGUCGAGAUUCAACGGAAUCACCAACACGGAUUUGCACAUUUCGCAGUCGAGAAGCACAGCCGGAGACGAUAGCAUUGAUGGCAGUCUUACCGCUGGCUCUGCGAAGGUGCAACCGAAAAGUGGUACUAGCCAUCUGCUGUAUGUGCAACCGUAUCGUGGAUUCACAAGUGCAGUCAGUUCUCCUGUAGACGAGAGCGUGCACACGUUUCCUCGACGCUCUCCAUCACCUCAACUGACUUCGAUGCAAUUCAAGAGUUUACCCACAGCGUUACCGUCGACGACUAAUCGAUUGGUUCGGGAAGCGUCGCCGAUCACAGUACAACAGUCUGUGUGGAAACAAAAAUUGAGACUGGGUGAUGACUCGGGGGCGUCGUCAUCCGACGAGUCGUGUCUACAACACAAAUUUACAGCCAAUCAGCAACAACGUCAGUCUAUCCCAAAUAUGGCCAACACUCGUAAUCAAAAUUACGUCAACAUAUCGGAGCUCGAAGGUAGGAACACAAACUGUGUCGAUCAGAACAAUGCUAAUUUGGAGGAUUCCGUUGUUUUACGUACUCGAUCGCCAUCGAUGAAGGUUUUACGCUCGACCGAGUCGGUUGUUGUUCAGCACUGUUCUUUGAGUGACUCGCAUGUUGAUGAGAAUGGGUUUCUCAAUGCUCCGGCGUUUUCGGGUGUUGGGUUUAGCUCGUGUAAUGGAACUGGUCAGCAACGUCGAGAGACUCAAUUUUCGGGGAGUGAGUCGUCGUCUACUACUGAUAAGGAUACUACGGAUCAGAAGAAUGAUGUGUUUGGUGAUGAUGAUAAGGACAUUACAACCAGCCCUACUACCGACAGGAAACAAUUUUCCAGAGGCCAAGUAAUAAGGAUGAAGGAAGUCGUGAGGCCACGUCGCAGAGCAACAGUACCCGACACUCAAUGCUUAUCGACAGCCCCACUGGAAGCAACAAUGGCAACACCGACUGAAAACCAAACUAAAAACUGGAUCCAGAAAAUGGAAGUUCCCGUCUUCCUACCAAACCAGAAGCUUCGAACGUCACGAUUGCAGGAUCCGAACUGCCGGACAUUCAGCAUCGAUUGCGGUGCAGUCGGAGACUCGGGAGUCAGGUUGAAAGGUGGGCGUGGCAAUGGCAUUUUUAUAAAGUCAAUCACAUCAGGAAGCCCGGCAUCGCAAUGUGGUCUUCUUCGUGUCGAAGACGAGGUCGUUGGGGUGGAUGGGAGAGAUUUAAGUAUGGCGACGCACGAAGAGGCAUUGCUGUGUCUCAAUUCGUGCCGAUCCGUUUCUCAGCUGACAAUCAACACGAGCUCUGUGAUGAGUUCAGAUGUGAAUGGACGAGACAAAUUUUUUGUCAGAGUGUUGUUCAGCCAUUCCAAUCAAACUUGCAACGACAUGAUGCUGCUGUACGGUGAUAUCCUGUGUGUCAUAGACACCGUCUAUCGUGAUCAAGUAGGCAUGUGGUAUGCAUACAAGUUGUCUAAUUCGGGCACAGUUCUCGAGCAGGGAUGCAUACCAAGCAGCCAACGAGCGACUCAACUUGCGAGCAAUAACAAGCAAUGCACGAUGACUCCUCCAACUCCACGACGUUACAUGUUUAGCAGCAUUUUGCGUUCGAAGUCGGGUGACAUGAGCACGGAUCGUGGCAAGAACAGUUGGGUACCUGGAUCCGUCAUAAUGGACCUCAACAUUUGUGGCUACAGUGUUGCUCCAACCGCGAGAUUUCCGAACAACAAAUCAACGGGUUCUUACUGUUGCGUCGAAUUGUCGUCGUUCAAGUUUUCUCGUCCUGUCGUUCUGCUCGGUCCCGUCGCUGUGUCUGUGAUUGACGGUCUGUGUCAACGAACGAGCAGCAAUGGUGGACGGUUUUGUAAACCAGAACAUGCACCCGUCGACAGCAAUGGUGAGAGCGACUUAGACAAAGCCAUCGACGUCGUAACGACCAAUGGCACACAAGUCACUGGCCAACAGAUUGCUUCAAUAGCCGAGAAGAGAAUGCAUUGCCUCCUGGCUGGAUUGAGUAAGGACGAUAUUCAAAGGUUGUGCGACAUGCGCUUGCACCCGAUCGUGAUUUUGUUGGAGGCGAAGAACACGAGAAAGAUCGUGAGGGCCAUUGGUGUGAGAGAUUCCGAAGCAAGUUUGAUGAUUACAACAGCCAACAGCCAAAAAGAAGCGGUUACUAACGCCGGCCUGCUGAGCGCAACUCUUCAGAGUGGUGGCAUACUGCAGAAAACCAUCAGUCGUACGGCCGAUCUUGUCAAGCUGCUACAGGAGGCUCUCUAUUGGCUACCGUCCGAGACUCAACUGUGAAGAAGUCGAAUUCACGCGCUCAACAAACUUGACAAUAUGAUGAUGAUGUUUAGAUAAUAAUGUGGGCGUGGAUCAUUACAUAUUGCUGUUUGUUGGGAUUGGUAUCAUUCCAUAUGUUUAAGUAUGAUUGCUUAUGCGGGUGACUUAUUGUUAUCCGGGACUUGCUUAUUAACCAGGACUUAUUUGACCAUCAGGAUGGCAAAUACACAAUUUCGUGAUAUUGUGUGUG
Molecule: messenger RNA, 5206 nt
Organism: Corticium candelabrum
Lineage: Eukaryota; Metazoa; Porifera; Homoscleromorpha; Homosclerophorida; Plakinidae
Exons: 17
Coding region: 553-4977 (1474 amino acids)
Biological process (GO): cell-cell junction organization; protein localization to cell-cell junction; cell-cell adhesion
Cellular component (GO): plasma membrane; bicellular tight junction
Molecular function (GO): cell adhesion molecule binding
Source: RefSeq, a predicted model, not a curated record